Messenger RNA from Paecilomyces variotii, 3438 nucleotides. Its product is annotated as putative GPI maturation protein. The coding region runs from base 1 to 3438 and encodes 1145 amino acids. Gene Ontology annotation, cellular component: endoplasmic reticulum. Gene Ontology annotation, biological process: GPI anchor metabolic process; endoplasmic reticulum to Golgi vesicle-mediated transport. The record is from RefSeq and is a predicted model, not a curated record. The transcript is spliced from 5 exons. NCBI's taxonomy places the organism in Eukaryota, Fungi, Ascomycota, Eurotiomycetes, Eurotiales, Thermoascaceae. Gene Ontology annotation, molecular function: phosphatidylinositol deacylase activity.
AUGCACAGACGCUCGUCUGGCUCUCCGGUCGAAGACGGCGUUGAAGACACUCCGGUCUCGCGAACGUCGACAGAGGAUGGCCAUGGAGCAAACGGCUACGAAACACCAGAGAAGUCGCGGUCGCAGGUAGCCAGAAGGGCCCCCAGCAUCGAUCUCCGUCGAGACAACGCCGUCUCGACCCCCCGAUCCCGUACCUCCAGCGCGUGGAGGAACCCGCCAACGCCCUCGUCGCAACAACCCGCGACCACCGAUCCCAAAACGCCGGCCAUGAUGCCAUUGGGUGCUCAGCGGUUCACCAUGGAGGCAUCGCCAGAGGCUCGACGGGUUCGCCAGGCGCGAUGGCGCAGCCCAUGGGCAUUGUCGAUCGGGACGCUGUUUGUGACCUUUCUGGGGAUGAUCUCGCUGUUGUGGAUCGUACGCUCGUUUAUGACACGCCAGGCUGGCGCCGAUGGGUGUGAUGUACCCAUGAUGAGUCCCACGUUCAUCAAGAUGCUUGGGUUUGAUACGGAGCACACACGGUUCGCGAGCAAAUACAAUUUAUACCUCUAUCGGGAAGAAGGGGUGGAUGCAUAUAGUCAGGAAAACAUCGGGCUCAAUGGAGCACCCGUUCUUUUCCUUCCUGGAAAUGCCGGAAGUUACAGGCAAGUCCGAUCACUGGCCGCAGAAGCCUCGAGACACUAUUUCGACGUCGUCCGACAUGACGACGAACGUCUCAAGUCGGGAACGCGGAGCUUGGAUUUCUUCAUGAUUGAUUUCAACGAAGAUAUGGCAGCGUUCCACGGCCAGACCCUUCUCGACCAGGCUGAAUAUGUGAACGAAGCGGUGGCCUAUAUUCUGUCGCUCUACCAUGACCCCCGGCGGUCCCGACGAGACCCUGAUCUGCCCGAUCCGAGCUCGGUUAUACUCAUUGGACACUCGAUGGGGGGGAUUGUCGCCAGGACGGCGCUGACUAUGGCCAAUUAUCAGGCGAAUUCGGUCAACACUAUCAUCACCAUGUCUACGCCCCAUGCGAAACCGCCAGUUUCUUUUGACUCAGACGUGGUGCAGACGUAUAAGCAGAUCAACGACUACUGGAGGGAAGCUUAUUCUCAGACAUGGGCCAACAACAACCCUCUUUGGCAUGUGACACUCAUCUCCAUCGCCGGUGGUGGUCGCGACACGAUUGUUCCGUCGGAUUAUGCCAGUCUCUCAUCGCUAGUUCCUGAGACCCACGGUUUCACCGUGUUCACCUCCACGAUACCCGAUGUCUGGAUUGGCAUGGAUCAUCUGUCCAUUACAUGGUGUGACCAGUUCCGCAAAGCGAUAAUCAAAUCUCUCUUCGACAUCAUCGAUGUCCGCCGUUCCAGUCAGACAAAGCCCCGAGCAGAGAGAAUGAGAAUUCUGAAGAAGUGGUAUCUGACUGGACUGGAGCCGGUUGCUGAAAGGAGUCUGCCACGCAAAGAGCCGAAUACACUGUUGACCCUGGAAGCCAAUACCAACUCAAUCCUGUCGCAGGGUGAAAGGCUCGUCCUCCGUAGUUUUGGACGCCGGAAGGAGCCCGAAGCACAUUUGCUGCCCGUACCGCCUCAAGGAGUUCCGGGGAAGAAAUUCACCCUUCUCACAGAUCAGACGCUUGAUAAAACCGGUGGUAACGGCAACCUCGAAGUUUUGUUCUGCACGGUGUUCCCACUUCAAGGUGGCAACUCUGCGGCUGUUUUCUCAAUGAACAUGGAUCUGUCUGGAGGUAGCGCGGGUUCUACUCGCCUAGCCUGCAAGAAUGCAGCCGAGGAUAGAAUACAUCUGCCAGCGUCAACCCGUGAAUCUAAGUACCCCUUUGAUCGAACUCGCCCAUUCUCCUAUCUUCAAUAUGACCUGGAAGAUCUGGCGGAGCAUCAAUUUGUCGCAGUAGUCGACAAGGCCAAUUCGCCAACGGGCGGUUGGGUCGUGGCGGAAUUCUCGGACAGCUCUGAUUCCUUGAUCCAGACCAAGGUUGGCCUGGGCCGUCUCCUCAGCGCUGGUCUGAAUGUAAGAUUGCCCGCAAACCGCCCAAUGUUGACGGAGAUCAAGAUUCCUUCCUUGCACUCGAGUCUGCUUGCGUACAAACUCAGUGUGAAGAACCAUGGCUGUGGUGACAGGCACGAGCUUUUCACCCCGUUACUGCGUCAAUCCAUUCCAGAACCGAACGAGUCCAAGUUUUUUGUCAAUGUGAAGGAUGUCAAUGUUAACCUGCAUGGCAUUGCGCCAUUCAUGCCCCCGCCUCUCCGUGAACAGUCUACCUUGGGUGGUAUUUCCUUCCAGCUCUGGUCGGAUCCGACCUGCGGUUCCCCGGUCAAAGUCUCAUUGAAAGUGGAUCUCUCCGGUAGUCUUGGAGAGCUCGUGAUGCGUUAUAGAACGGUUUUCGCUGCGUUCCCGCUACUGGUUGUCGCGAUUGUCCUGCGAAAGCAGUUCCAGGUAUACGAUGAAACGGGCUAUUUCAUUACUUUUUUGGAAAGCUUGAGCUUGUCUCUCCGGUCAUCUUUGCCUCUUCUGAUGCUGGCGCUGUCGUUUUUCGCGUCGUCCCUGGCUACGUCGAGAAGACUGCCGCCGAAUGAUGACCCCUUUCACUGGCGGACGAACGCCACCGAAUCGGCAAUCGACUUCACGAAGAAUGACCUGCUGCUAGGCUCUCAAGAUGCCUUCUUUUGGUUCCUGGUCCCGCUUUUCGUGCUGAUCAGUAUUGGAAUCUGCGUUGUCCUCAACUAUAUCGUCCUGUUUCUACUCGCCAUAUUUUCUUUCCUAUACGGUCUUUUCCGAAGCAGAUCGGGUUACAUCCGACGGGAUGACAAGGGGAACUUACCGAUAUUUUCAGCUCCUACCCCUAGAAGGAGGAUCAUCAACACUGCCAUUCUGCUGUUCCUUGUUUCAACUGUGAUUCCAUAUCAGUUCGCCUAUAUGGUUGCAUGUAUUGUGCAACUAGCAACCACCGUGCGCGCGAUGUGGCACGCAAAAGAAACGAAAUCGACCGCCCAUUCCAACUUUUUUAAUUAUGCUCAUUCAAUUCUCAUCCUCAUGUUGUGGAUCCUGCCCAUCAACGUUCUUGUCCUCCUUGUAUGGGUACAUAACUUGUUGGUGCACUGGUUCACACCGUUCUCAUCGCAUCAUAAUGUUCUAUCAAUAAUGCCAUUUAUCCUCCUUGUGGAGACCAUGACGACCGGGACUAUGAUUCCCCGGGUUACUACACGAUUUAAGCAUCUUACUUCUGUCCUUUUCUUCUCCCUUGCCGUUUACUCCGCUAUAUAUGGUGUUUCAUAUGCUUACCUUCUUCACCACAUCGCCAACAUUGUCGCCACAUGGUUAGUUGGCAUCUACUUUUUCGGCAGCGGUCUCUCCCUAGGGUCACUGUAUCGCAUCCUCGAGGGAGAAGAUAUUGGGACUGCUGUCUCGGAAGCCGGUGGAAGUCAUGUGAAGAAGAAGCCUUGA